AUGGCCGGCCAAAUCGUAGCCAGAAUUCUCUUCACUAUACUCCCCUUUCUUGCCGAAGCCUUAAAAGUAUCACAUGACAUUCUUACAGCUGAUAUUUUUGAAGAACAGCCUAUUGGUUCACAGGUGAUUGACAUUGCUCAAGAACUGGAAUUGUCUGUUGACAAAGGUUAUGUCCCUGCUAGUCCUCAUAUUGCCUCAAGUUUCAAAAUUGUUGUCGCCAAUUCAGUGAUCAGUGACUACUUUGGAAUUUCUCAAAACAGUGGAAGGGUUUCAUUGAAAAAGCACCUUGAUCGAGACACACUAUGCCAUAAUGAGCGCAUCUGUUGCCCAGGAGAAGACGAAAGAAUUUCUAACCGAGUUGCAAUGCCAGAUGGAAGUUUAUUUCUACGUACGGCCGAAAAAUGUCAGGUCUCAUUCCGCGUCGUUUAUGACAUCGUUGAAAACACAACUGAAUUGGAAGAAGUCAGGGUAGCUUUUUGUUCUGUCGAUAUUAAUAUCCUCGACAUAAACGACUGUGCGCCCAGAUUUUUGAUAAAAGACAUUUAUCCUACCUACGGAGGUCAUUACCUACCUCAGUCAAAAUCGAUAUCUAUUAUAAUUCCUGAAAACACAGAACCCAACACAUGUUUUGAACUUCCCAUGGCCUUUGAUGAGGAUUCUAGUAGGUUCAACGUUCAAGACUACCGAUUGGAAGCAUCAAAGAAAAACGAACGAACACUAGCUGAGACUAUACGCGACGCGUUCGCAAUCAGGUUGGGGAGCUGUGAUGCUGACUUUCAUGCUAUUUAUGAGGCCACAGGUAAAUCGGACAUGACCAAUCUGAGACCAUAUUUACAGCUCCGUCAGCGGCUAGACAGAGAAACAAUCGCCAAAUACCACUUGAAAAUGGUAGUGACAGAUGGGAUAGGCUCGGAUGGUCUGAAUGCUCAGUUUGACAAGCGCGUAAAUCUACUGCCUCACACCGUUAGUCUCUCGAUUACCGUCAUCGUCGAAGACGUCAACGAUCAUGCACCUGAAGUUGAGUCUAAAGUCAAUAUAAAAUUGAAAGAGGAUACGCCAGUUGGAACUAGAGUUACGCAGAUCAUCGCUCGGGACAAAGAUGCUGGAGACAACGCCAAAAUUCGUUAUGAGAUUCGGCCACUUGGAGCGUCUAAGUCAUUCCGUUUCCCAUUCUCCAUUGAUCCUAGCAGUGGAAUCAUAUCAGUAAUCAAUCCCCUAGACGCCGACACAUUGCCACAGGAGUCCCAAGGUGUAAUGACGUUUUUAGUCAUUUCCUCAGACGCCGGACAGGAUGUGUCACUUUCCAGUACCACUACCGUGAACGCACAAAUUGACGACAUAAAUGACGAGAUACCCGUAAUUAGGACAGUUGAUUUGGCAAGUAGAAGCGACCCUCCUAGGCCCACAGUUCAGGAAAAUCUCCCACCCGGCACACUUGUUGCCUUUGUUACGGUCACUGAUGCGGACUCAGGAGUCAACGGAAUGGUCUCAUGCCAUGUGGACAAUCCGAAAUUCGCCCUUGAAUUGAUAAGCGACAAAAAUGCACGGAAAAAAGAACUUCAGCUUGUUACAAAAUCUGUCCUUGACCGUGAACUCUCACCGGUACAGCCAGUUACCAUAAUCUGUGUGGAUCAUGCCCAUCCUGUGGCCUUCGCCAAAACAGGAAUUCAAAGGUUUCUUGUUAGCAUUGCUGACGAGAAUGACAACAAUCCAACUUUUCCAAAUGAUAUCUUUGAGAUUUCUGUAUACGAAAAUAACCCUUCUGGGGAACUUUUGCUCUGCCUUAACGCAACAGAUGCCGACGAGUUGGUUUCAUGGAAUUCCGUUCCAAAAUUGUCGCCACUAGUUUAUGAAAUGGGGAAGUCAGGACAGGAUUUUUUUAGGCUGGAUUCAAUGACUGGCAAUAUUUACACAAAGGAAUCUUUCGACAGAGAGAAACAAGCACUAUUUGAAUUUGACGUCUUUGUGCAUGACCAUGGAAAGCCUAAACGAAGUGCCAGUGCAAGAGUGAUGGUUCGAAUUCUAGAUAGGAAUGAUCAUGCUCCGGAGUUCGAACAGAAAGUCUACAAUGUAAGCGUGUUAGAAUCAGUCCCUAUUGGUGAAGUUAUUCUGAAAGUAACUGCUCAUGAUAAGGACGAGGGGCCCAACGCGGAAUUUACGUAUCAUCUUGAAGAUCUAAGGGGUUCCGCUCAAAAGCAUUUCCGACUAGAUUCCCAUUUAGGGAAUUUAACACUCCUGACUGAAUUGGAUCGUGAAGUUGAACCAUACUAUACCUUUCAGAUCUACGCUGUAGACAAAGGGACGCCCCGACAAACGUCAUACUGCAGAAUCAACGUCCAGGUCCUGGAUGUUAACGAUAAUCCACCGAAGUUCGUUUACCCAACUCAAUUAAAUCACACCAUUGAUUUUACUUCGUGGGACUCUCCGGGAAGCCCGCUUAUCAAGUUGACGGCUACGGACAAAGAUACGGGCGUGAAUGCAGAGAAAAUUUUCCUAAUUGCUGAAGGCAAUGAAAUAGGUAUAUUUCAGCUGGAUCUGCAAUCUGGAGACUUAAGCUUGAAACCUGGUCUUGAUCCUUUAAAGGUGGCGGGUCGCUACAAUCUUAAACUGGAGGUGCGCGAUGAUGGAUCUCCAUCUUUGUCGGGAUUCACCUACAUCACGGUGAUUCUACACGCCACCCGAUCUCCUCCCACUACUUCGACUCUUUCACCACGUAGUGUACUUGUGGACCGAAAUCCGCGAAACCCCCAAAAAGGUUCUCUCAAGUCUGAUCGCGAGACCAAGGACCCCCUUUUGUCAUAUGCAAAUUCUCCUAACAAAUCUCCGGAGUCUCAACAUGACUGGGAAGAUCGGGAUGAAGGCAACUUUGGAAGCGAGCACACAUUGAUUUUAAUUAUAUGCCUUUCAGCUAUCGCAACAAUGCUGGUUUUCAUCCUGUUUAUAAUACUUGCAUGGAUGCGACGGAGGAGUCUUCUAAUAGCCGCACGAGGCGGAGCGCAGCCCCAAGUGCGAGGGUGUACAACCCCGAAGAUCGGGCUGGUGCGAGAGAGAACGAAGACUGUGAUAGUUGAGGGGGCUCCAAGGAGCUCUACAAUGAGUUCGCCCAUAAUUUGGACUGAUGGAGGGAUUGACGGGUCAUCAGUAACUGCCAAAAUGACAAGGACGGCCUCUCCUGUGUACUGGCAAAAGAUGACGACAGGUCUUAAGGGAAUGCAUGGAGGGAGGAACGAUACACAGCAAGUAAACAACUGUCUCUAUGCAGCUUCACUGGGACGAAAACUGGUUUAUCACAAUUCCACAGAGGGCACAACACCUGUAAUCACUUGUAAUAUGAGUGGCAACACUUAUCUCUCGGUUCCUGCGACAAAUUACGGUGGUCGUAACACCAAACACCUGGAUGAUUUCCCAAUGAGCCCCGUAUACCAGUCCUUAAUUCGGUCAGCGCACUUAACUGACCCUCAGCCUCUCCAGUCCACCCCUGACGCCGCGGCGUACCGCAGCGUCUGCGGUAGCCUUCCACGUCCCCCAACACAAGCCUCGAACACCAUUGCCACCACAGACUCUUCUAUCAAGAAUCCUUUGCAGAGGGACUCCGACUCAUCUGGUGUCCCCCACCGGCCCCACAAAAUUCAUAUUCGGAGAUGGGAGACGGCCCCCAGAGAAGUUCCUAUCAGUGGAGCAGGCGGUGGUGAAAGUGAGAUUUCCUCUUUCUCGACAAAAAAAUCAGUUGAAGUUGUUCAAAGAAAGGAAGAUGAUCGUCUUACGUUGCUACCAGGCAACGAUCAGGAAAAACACCAACAAUCAACAGCAGCCUUUAACCGCCUCCCCUCGUCUUUUGUAUAA
This is a messenger RNA of Mesocestoides corti, 3843 nucleotides long. Lineage: Eukaryota; Metazoa; Platyhelminthes; Cestoda; Cyclophyllidea; Mesocestoididae. The record is from the annotation of a GenBank genome assembly.